GCCAAGGGCUAUGAGGCCUUUCUGGACCUCUCGGUGCAGCUCUCCUCCAACAGGCUUUUGCGCAACUACCUGGGCUUGGGACAUGGAUGGCAGCGAUCAAGGUCAAUUCAGGCCCAGCUCUAUUGGAGGACAGCCCCAGUGACGAGGGCGGGCGGCCGUGGCAAACCGUCACAUACCAAGGUCAAGUGCAUGGAGCACGCAGCUGUGCUACAGACAUCGGUGAGCGUCCUGGCGAUUGAAAUUGUGACGGGCCGGCAGCACCAGAUUCGAAGCCACUGCGCUCACGUUGGUCACCCACUCGUGAGAGAUGGCAAAUACUCCAGUCUUGCGACCUAUGCAGCUGAUCUGGCCAUCUCCACGCACAAUUGCUUGCAUCGCUACUGUCUUGGUUUCUACGAUUUGGAAGGGAGUCGUCACAAUGUCACGUCUCCGCUGAAUACAGAGUUUGCGUCUGUUCUGGAGCAGCUCAGAAGAAAGGACAAUGCAGGGAGGCGCAGCGAUUUGCAAUGGCUGCGGGAGGAGUGGAGCAGUCUCUGA
This is a messenger RNA of Symbiodinium pilosum, 537 nucleotides long. The record is from the annotation of a GenBank genome assembly. Lineage: Eukaryota; Dinophyceae; Suessiales; Symbiodiniaceae.